AUGCCAGUAUCAGUGGACAGCCUCAUGAAGGCCAUAGACAUCCAGGCACCUAGCAUUGACAGGCCAUUUGGUAUUCACCUAUGGCCCCUAUUCGAUCAGCUAUACACUGCGGUCACCGGAACAUCCGCGAAUGACUUCGUAUUCCAGCCUGGCGUGAACCCGAUCUCGACAUUCAAGGAUAGCGUAUGCAUAAUCGCGGCUUACUAUGCAGUCCUUGCCGGUGGAUCGUUCAUCAUGAAGGGGCUACCCGCCUUUAAACUCAAGUUUGUGUUCCAGCUUCACAAUUUGGCUUUGACACUUGUAUCUGGAGGACUAUUAGUGCUCUUCAUUGAGCAGAUUAUUCCUACGCUGUACAAUAACGGGCUGUUCUACUCGAUCUGCAAUGUCGGGGGUGGUUGGACUCAGCCAUUGGUCCUUCUGUACUACUUGAACUAUCUUACCAAAUAUGUCGAGCUCUUGGAUACCGUCUUCCUUGUCGUUAAGAAGAAGCCUCUCACCUUCUUGCACUGCUACCACCACGGAGCCACCGCCCUUCUUUGCUUCACUCAGCUCGUCGGUAGCACUUCAGUGUCAUGGGUUCCUAUCUCUCUCAACUUGAUGGUCCACGUCGUCAUGUACUGGUACUACUUCCAGUCUGCCCGUGGUGUCCGCGUUUGGUGGAAGCAGUGGAUCACUCGUCUCCAGAUUGCGCAGUUCGUCAUUGACCUUGGCUUUAUCUACUUCGCGUCAUACACUUACUUCACCUCCACCUACUGGCCCCACAUCCCUAAUGCUGGAAAGUGCGCCGGCGAGGAAUACGCUGCGUACUCAGGAGUGGCGGUCAUCUCAUCUUACCUUGUUCUGUUCAUCUCUUUCUACUUUGCCACCUACAAGAAGGGCGGAAAGCCCUCCGUUAAGAAGACCGUCCAGAACGGCACUGCCGCCAUCAACGGUAACGGCAAUGGAGUCAGCAACGGAAAGGCCGUUAACGGCAGCGCCAAGGCCAACGGAAACGGAGCCGUCCGAUCCCGCAAGGCUUAA
This is a messenger RNA of Morchella importuna, 1020 nucleotides long. RefSeq lists its product as uncharacterized. Gene Ontology annotation, biological process: fatty acid elongation, saturated fatty acid; sphingolipid biosynthetic process; very long-chain fatty acid biosynthetic process. Gene Ontology annotation, molecular function: fatty acid elongase activity. NCBI's taxonomy places the organism in Eukaryota, Fungi, Ascomycota, Pezizomycetes, Pezizales, Morchellaceae. The transcript is spliced from 5 exons. The coding region runs from base 1 to 1020 and encodes 339 amino acids. Gene Ontology annotation, cellular component: endoplasmic reticulum membrane. The record is from RefSeq and is a predicted model, not a curated record.